AUGGCUGGUGUUUCUGUGCGUGAGAUGACAACCAACUUUGGGAAGUUAGACAAGUUUGAAGGGAUCGAUUUCAGAAGAUGGCAGAAGAAGAUGCACUUUCUUCUCACAACACUCAAUGUUGUUCAUGUUCUAAGCAUGCCGAUGCCUCUUGUGACGGUAGAUCCAGCGAGUGAGGAGUAUGCAGAGCAAGCAAGGAGACAACUCAAAUGGAAGAAUGAUGACUACAUCUGUCAUGGCACAUUCUCAAUGUACAUGGCAGAGGAUGCUUCUAGUAAGAAGUUCCUUGUGAGUAAUUUCAACAAUUACAAGAUGUCUGAUACAAGACCAGUGAUGGAGCAAUACAAUGAAUUGCUUCGCAUAUUGGGCCAAUUUGCUCAGUAUGAUAUGAAGAUGGAUGAGUCCAUCUCUGUGUCAAGUAUCAUUGACAAGUUGCCUCCUUCCUGGAAGGAUUUCAGGCGAACUUUAAAGCACCAGAAGGAAGAGUUGUCUUUGGUACAACUUGGCAGCCACUUGCGCAUAGAGGAUUCUCUGAGAAUGCAAGAGGGUGGAAAACCCAAAGUGGCUGAAGGCUUCUUCUAUCAACAUGAUGGAGGAGGUGAUGAUUCUAAGUGGAAGAAUAAAGGGAAGAAGCGUCCCUUUAACAGCAACACUCACAAUCGAUCCAACAAGAGGUCUAAACCUGUCUGUUGGAAUUGUAACAAGCCUGGUCACUUCAAGAGUGAUUGUAGGGCUGGAAAGGAUAAGGAUAAGACGCCUCAGAAGCGUUUUGGGCAAGGGUCUAAGGACCAAGGCCAAUCACCACAUCAAGGUCAGAUUUCUGAGAUUGAUACAUUUCCUAAAGUGUAUUAUGUAUCAAAGAUAUCUGAGGCAUGUUAUGUGCAGGAUGAUGAUGUGUCGUGGUGGAUUGACUCGGGUGCAACAACACAUGUUUGCAAAGAUCGUGGCUGGUUCAAGUCUUAUGAAGCAGUGGAAGAUGGAUCUGUUCUUUAUAUGGGCAACGAGUCAACUGCUCCUAUCCUUGGUCGUGGAAAAGUGGUGCUGGAGUUUAGUUCUGGGAAAUCUCUUCAUCUUGAUGAUGUUAUUCAUGAUGAAGCCUUAGAGAAAUUCAAGGUUUACAAAACUGAGGUUGAAUUGCAACAAAGUAACUUGAUUAAAAAGUUACGCACCGAUAGAGGUGGUGAGUAUUAUGAUCCUGCUUACUUUCAGUCUGUGGGUAUAAUACAUGAGGUCACAGCUCCUUAUACACCACAACAAAAUGGUGUAUCUGAGAGGAAGAACAGAGUCCUUAAAGAAAUGGUUAAUUCCAUGUUAUCCUACUCUGGAUUGAGUGACGGUUUCUGGGGUGAGGGCAUGUUAACAGCAUGUUACUUGUUGAACAGAGUUCCUAACAAAAGGAACAAGAUAACCCCAUAUGAACUUUGGUACAAAAAGAAGCCUAACUUGAACUACCUUCGAGUUUGGGGCUGCAGGGCUGUAGUAAGACUACCCCAACCAAAGAUAAGAACUUUGGGAGAAAGAGGUAUUGAUUGCAUCUUUAUUGGUUAUGCUGAGCAUUCCAAGGCUUAUAGGUUCUAUGUCAUUGAACCUAAUGAUUCUAUAGCAGUUCACACUGUGAUUGAGUCAAGAGAUGCAAUAUUUGAUGAGAAUCGUUUCACAUCAAUACCUAGACCAAAGGAUCUGGUUUCGUUUGGAACUGGACAAGGAGAUGGUACAAAUGUACGUUCCAACAUCUCGGCUUGUGUUCCAACAACCAGCGAGUCACCUGUACUUCGUAGAAGUAAGAGAGGAAGGAUUGAGAAAUCAUUUGGUCCUGAAUUCCAAAUUUAUUUGGUAGAAGGUUCAAGAGAUGAGAUUGUUCUACAAUACUCAUAUUGUUACCUAGUUGGUGAUGAACCUAGGACAUUCAGUGAAGCUAUGGCUUCUAUUGAUGCUGCUUUCUGGAAAGAAGCUGUAAAUGAUGAGAUGGACUCUAUAGUAGGAAGCAAUACUUAUUUCCUGACUGAUCUCCCACCUGGUUGCAAAGCUUUAGGCUGCAAGUGGAUUUUCACAAAGAAAAUGUUGAUCGGUGGUGCAAUCGAUAAGUUCAAAGCUCGAUUGGUUAUACAAGGUUUUAGACAAAGGGAAGGCAUUGAUUAUUUUGAUACAUAUGCUCCUGUUGUCAGAAUCUCUUCUAUAAGGUUCUUGAUUGGUUUAGCAGCCAUUCAUGAUCUUGUGAUCCAUCAAAUGGAUGUUAAGACUGCAUUUUUAAAUGGUGUCUUGGAAGAAGAGGUGUAUAUGGAACAACCAGAGGGAUUUGUUGUGCCUGGAAGUGAGCACAAGGUGUGCAAGCUGGUGAAAUCACUGUAUGGGCUGAAACAAGCUCCUAAGCAAUGGCAUCAAAGAUUUGAUGAAGCUGUCUUGUCUUUUGGUUUUAAGAUUAACCAAUCAGAUAAGUGUUUAUAUAGCAAGUUUGAUGAUUCCAGUAAUGGAGUGAUCAUUUGUCUAUAUGUGGAUGACAUGUUGAUCUUUGGUACCAACCUUAGAUUAGUGGAACUCACAAAAGAGUUUUUGUCAUCAAAUUUCGCCAUGAAGGACAUGGGGGAGGCGGAUGUGAUUCUUGGCAUUAGAAUCAAGCGUGACAAUGGGAGGAUAUGUUUAUCACAAUCUCACUACGUUGAGAAAGUGUUAAAGAAGUUCAAUUACUUGAACUGUGCCCCUGUAAGUACUCCCAUGGAGGCAAGUGUAAAACUUAUGCCUAACACAGGAAAGGCUGUGUUGCAACACGAAUAUUCUCAAGUGAUUGGAUGCUUAAUGUAUGCAAUGACAAGCACAAGGCCAGAUAUUGCAUAUGCAGUUGGAAGGUUGAGUAGAUACACUAGUAAUCCUAGUACUCACCAUUGGCAGGCUGUAAAGCGUGUGCUCAAGUACUUGAGAGGAACCAUGGACUAUGGUUUGUGUUAUGGAGGAUUUCCUUCGGUUUUGGAAGGUUAUUCUGAUGCAAGUUGGAUCACCAACGUGGAAGAUCAUACUUCUACAAGUGGUUGGGUGUUCCUACUUGGGGGAGGUGCCAUUUCUUGGGCAUCUAAGAAACAAACUUGUAUCACAAGUUCGACUAUGGAAUCUGAGUUUGUGGCUUUGGCAGCUGCUGUCAAGCAACUUAUGGCUAAGGCUUAUAGCCAAGUGUACAAUGGAAAGUCGAGACACCUUGGCGUAAGGCAUAGCGCUGUUCGUGAAUUGAUCACUCACGGUGUGAUAACUUUAGAGUUUGUUCGGUCUCAGCAGAAUCUAGCAGAUCACUUGACGAAGGGUCUGUCUAGGGACUUGGUAAUAAAGUCAGCUGAAGGGAUUGGUUUGAAGUCCAUCUCAAACCUCUAG
Microthlaspi erraticum is the source of this 3354-nucleotide messenger RNA. The record is from the annotation of a GenBank genome assembly. NCBI's taxonomy places the organism in Eukaryota, Viridiplantae, Streptophyta, Magnoliopsida, Brassicales, Brassicaceae.